Messenger RNA from Python bivittatus (Burmese python), 1299 nucleotides. Its product is annotated as G protein-coupled receptor 22-like. Gene Ontology annotation, molecular function: peptide binding; G protein-coupled receptor activity. The record is from RefSeq and is a predicted model, not a curated record. Gene Ontology annotation, biological process: G protein-coupled receptor signaling pathway; cellular response to hormone stimulus. Lineage: Eukaryota; Metazoa; Chordata; Lepidosauria; Squamata; Pythonidae. Gene Ontology annotation, cellular component: plasma membrane.
AUGGAGAGUCCCAUGUUUGACACCAUCCUGGAGACAACAGACGGGGUAACCCCCGACCCUAGCUGGACCCUGCCGUACCCACUGGGCUUCCAGGUCUCAUUGACAGGCUUCCUAAUGUUGGAAAUCGUUCUGGGGGUCAGCAGCAACCUCACAGUGUUGGUUCUGUACUGCCUGCAAGCUGGCCUGGUUGACUCUGUCAGCAACAUGGUGACCAUGAACUUGCACGUAUUAGAUGUGCUCAUCUGUGUGGUAUGUGCGCCACUCACCAUGGUGGUAGUACUGGUGCCACCUGAUCGUGCUGCCACCCUGUUCUGCUGCUUCCAUGAGGCCUGCAUCACCUUCAGCAGCGUGGCAACUGCCACCAAUGUGCUGGUGAUCAGCUUGGACCGUUACGACAUCUCGGUUCGUCCAGCGCAGCGCGUGCUCACUCCGGCCCGGGCUAUUCUACUCCUGGCUGGAGUCUGGGUGCUCUCCCUGACUGUUUUUUUUAUACCCUUCCUUGAGGGUGAGUUUGGACACGCCAGCGUGUGGCAAAACCGCACUGUGCUGUGUGUCGGCCCAGAAGAGUUCCAUGCCGAACUUGGCACCUCCUAUCACCUUGCCAUCCAGAUCCCCACUUUCUUUGCAGCUGUAGCUGUCAUGCUGGUGACCUACGCCAAGAUCCUGCAAGCUCUCAAUAUCAGCAUUGGCAGCACCUUCAAGCGCAGCCAGCGCCGCAAGACCAAAAAGAGGAGGCGGCGGAAAGCAACAGAGCUGGGCAGCAGCAGCAGCAGCAUGAUCAGCGCAAAGGAGGCCAAGAGGCUGUCCCAGCCCAUGCCCACGCUCCAUACUCCACCCCCUAUGGGCGUGCAGGCUUCCGUCUCUGUGAUCAUCGCGCUGCGCCGGGCCGUGAAGCGCCACCGCGACCGGCGGGAGCGCCAGAGGCGUGUUUUCCGCAUGUCCCUGCUCAUCAUCUCAACUUUCCUGUUGUGCUGGGCACCUCUGUCCAUUGUCAACCUGCUCAUUCUGUGCCUCGGGCCCAGCCCCUUGCUGGGCAAGCUGCGCAUCUGCUUCUUGGCCAUGGCCUACGGAACCACCAUCUUCCACCCGCUCCUAUAUGCCUUUACCCGCCAGAAGUUGCGCAAUGUACUCCGCAGUAAGCUGAAGAAGCGAGUAGUGUCAGCACUGCAAGUCGAUCCCGCACCGGGUGGCACCAUCAUCCACAACUCCUGGGUGGAGCCGCCACGGAAGGGCUGCAAGGGGCGGCCACGGGAUAGCGAUGGGGCUGAGCACUGCCUGACUGAGGCCACAAAAGAGUGA